This is a messenger RNA of Oppia nitens, 1557 nucleotides long. RefSeq lists its product as uncharacterized. The record is from RefSeq and is a predicted model, not a curated record. Lineage: Eukaryota; Metazoa; Arthropoda; Arachnida; Sarcoptiformes; Oppiidae. The coding region runs from base 298 to 1557 and encodes 419 amino acids. The transcript is spliced from 2 exons.
AUAACAACAACAACUACUACUACUACUACUACUACUACUACUACUACUACUACUACUACUCCUCCUCCUAUUAUAACAACAACUAGUACUCCUACUACUACUUCUACAACAACAACAUCUACUACUCCUAGUACAACAACAACUAUUACUAUUACUACUACUACUACUCUCAUUCCUACAAAUUUAUUAGAAAUAACAAGAAAAACAUCAAUAAACUCGAAAAUAUACAAAAAUUUUAACCACUUAUUUGACAUACCUAUCCCAGCACACAAUGUAAGUGCUGAUCAAAUCAGUGAUAUGAUUAACAUAACGCUUUGUUGGGCUGAAGCCGAGUUCCCGGUGACCAUCAAAAUCUUAAAUGAAGUGAAAAACAUGAGUAGUGAYCAAAUCAAAGCCAUACCGGGCGCUGAACCCUUCAUUAAGAUAUUGAAUCACGUGUUUCGGUCCCAUAUGUUUAGACAAAUGCAAACUCAUAACAAUACUUAUUUUACGACUACAAACAAAAUAGUAUACAAUACACUCAAUGAACUCAAUUUAACCAAUUUUGAUAUACCGGUGACCAACUUAGGUUGGGUACCAAAUAAAGCACUCAAUAAUACAUAUGUAAAAACUUUAGCCGAAACGGCGCUCAUUUGCCGCGAAAAUGAGAUGCCUUUUGUUGAGGCGGUGCUAACGCUCACCAAAAAUAUAUCAUAUCUUAUGUUUGAUAACUUAAAGAGGUUUACAAAUGACUUACAAUGGCAUCAAUUGACUAAUCACACGGUUCUCCAUGAUUUGGGUCGAAAUAUUUCUAGAGAAAUAUUACCUAAAAUUAAAAAGUCGUUUAAUUUCACGGGAUAUAAGAUAAUGAAUGCAAGUAUUGGAGCUUUAGUUAACUUUACGAAACAUGAAAUUAAAGAUUUGAAGAACUAUCGGAUCAAUUUGAAACAAAUUGUUAACAACUCUAUUGUUGAGAUACUUAACAACACUAAAAAUAUGAUCUCCAAUGGAUUCGACCGGGCAGUCAAUUUGGGAAAUACAUCAAUCAAUAUGAUUAGAGACCAAAUUAGUGAUAUUAUAGAUCACACAAGCAAUUUGCCCGGUAUUACAAUAAAUAUGACAACAGAUUUUGAUGGUGCUCUCAAUGAACUGGGCAAUCGAGUGGCUAACCUAUCUAACAAUGCAUUGAAUCGUAUAGGAAAUUUGACCAAUUUGACACUAAAUACAUCACUGUCCUAUUUUGAUGAUUUYAAUUAUGCCAAAAAUAAGGCCUACAAUUUGACUUACGAUGUGUUUAUCAAUGUGACCGCAAUKAAUAUCAAUCUAAUGUUGAGUACAAUGAGAAACCUGAUGAACGUAACGGCAAUCACCUGUAAAUAUUCACCGCUUCGGUUGACACAGUUUUCCAGUUUUCAGUCUCUACUCAGUAAUGUCACUCAAGAUGUAAGACAACAGUUGCCUGACAUUAGGUCUACACUGUCAUCGGUAGGCGACUCCAUAUCCACUUUGUUUAAUCACAAUGAGUUGCGAUCAACUGUCGGAGAUUUUUUCAAAUCAUAUUUACCUUUUUAUAGAUGA